GCAACGUGGAACGGCACAAGAGAACAUAGCAAGAGAAGCAGGAAAGCCGCCUUUUCCUAACUGUUCACCCUCUCCCACUCACAAUGAGCUCGCUGGAGAACACGGCGAGCCCGUCAAAGCGCGUGCAGCGCUUCAGCGACAGCGCCAGCUCCCCACUGCCAGCCGACAGCACCGCCGGCACCAUGUCCGCCGGCGACGACUUCAACGCCCUCCUCGUCGCCUUCUACACGCGCACCUACCCCGCCGUGGAGGUCUUCGCGCAAGACGUGGCCGAUUUGGAGCCGGCCGAGAUGAACGACGCCGUGACGGAGCUGGCGACGGAGGUGGCGGCGCUGCGGGAGGAAACGGAGGUGCUCGCCGCCCACGUGCAGACGCUGCAGGAGCGCCGGCCGGUCGGUGAGGGAAGCAGCGGCGGACCGCACGGUGCUGGUGGUGUUGGGACGGAGCAGCAGCGGCAGCAGCCAGUAACGGACAUCGCCGGCAGCUCGCAGAACGACGUCGCGGCCCCGGUGUCGGUGACGAUCAUGAGUCCCGACAGCGGCAGCACCGGCGCAGCAAACCAUCACGACCGCAACGAUGACAGCAGCAGCACCGGCGGUGGGUUAACCAUCACGACCCACCGCGGUGGCGCGACCGGCACCCGUCGCGGCCGCAACUACCGCCGCCGCUCCCUCGGCGCGCUGGACGUCUUCGUGCGCGUCGACGACAAAGCCGCGUUACUGCGGCAGGAAACGGCGCGGCUGCGCAGUCAGGAAGAGCGUAUCACGAAGGAGGCGGACGGCGUGCAGGAGAUCUUAGUCGCCACCGUCGAAGAGGCCAUCCGCCGUCAGCAGGAGCUAAAGCUGGAGAUGCUGCAGUUCCACCGCGAAGUCGUCGGCGACGAGGGCGACACCAAUGCCGGGGCCGCCACCGCGCUUCGUCGCAACCCGCUUCAAGCAGGAGACGAGCUUGCCGGGUCGGCGGCGGCGAUCCCCGCCACGACCGCCGAGGAGCUGCUGCGCUACUUAGAACGUCGCCACACUACUCAGGUGAACUACUUGGAUAAACUGGAGGUUCAGUGCCAGGCGGUGGAACAGGAUAUCGCCCGUGCGCAGCAGCUCGUGCGGCAGCGCCGUAUCGCCGGGGAGGCCUUUCAAGCCGUGGAUCUCGAGCAGCUCCGCAUCGAGCACAAGCAGUUCACCGAGCGCAUGGCCGCGAAGAACAACGAGUUGGCAGAGUUGAAAGGCACCUCCACCCGCACCGUGCAGCAGUUAAAUCACUUGAUGGGUCAACUGAACGAGUUGGCGAGCGAGCAGACGCGGCUGAAGCGCGAGUCGAAGAGCCGCACCGAGUACCUGUCCCGCUGCGACAAGGAGUACACCACGGCAACGGCGGAGGCGGUGCUGGCCGAAUCCAAACACGAUGCUCUAAAGGCGCAGCAGGAGGCCAUCAGAGCCCCAAAAAUUGAGGAGUACAUGGCCCAAAAGGCUGAGGAGGUGGAACUGGAGAAGGCAGUGAAGAACUGGGAGCGCAAGGUUCAAAUUGCGGAGGGGCAGGCCUCUGUUGUGCGGCAGCACGUCCGCCGCAUGCAGUCGCAGCGCACUGCUGCCGUGAAGUACGCGAGUGAGAAGCGGCAGCACCACCAGCAGCAGCAGCGUUUAUCAAUGGCAGCAUCAUCGAAGCCGGUGGUGGGUGGCGCUCGAAGUCUGCUCCAGCAGCGCCGGCAGCAGCACCAGCAGCAGGAGCAGCAGCAGGCUGCAGUGACCGCGCCAUUGGCGGCAGCACCGGCGGAGCCUGCUACCAUGUAG
Leptomonas pyrrhocoris is the source of this 1787-nucleotide messenger RNA. RefSeq lists its product as hypothetical. Gene Ontology annotation, cellular component: axoneme; ciliary basal body. The transcript has a single exon. The record is from RefSeq and is a predicted model, not a curated record. The coding region runs from base 84 to 1787 and encodes 567 amino acids. NCBI's taxonomy places the organism in Eukaryota, Euglenozoa, Kinetoplastea, Trypanosomatida, Trypanosomatidae. Gene Ontology annotation, biological process: cilium assembly.